CGCUGCGGCCAUGGCGCUGCGCGCGGCCUCCCGGCGCGGCCGUUGGCUCGUGCGCGAGCUCACCGCGCCGCUAGCGCCGGGGCCUCCUCGGGCCCCGCAGCCGCUGCCGCCCGCGGGGCUCCGCCUGCUGCCGCCCGCCGUGCGGUUCGCCAGCAGCGAGGGGCACGGGCCGGGGGCCGACGGGCCGCAGCGGAAGGUCGUGGUCGUGAGGAUCACCAGCCCCGUCAUGUGGCUCCGCACCCGCUUCUACUAUCUGCUUAUCCGCCUCUACUUCGACCCAGACUUCAGCAUCGAGGAGUUCACGCGGGGGGCCAAGCAGGCCUUCUCUCUUGUUUCAAAGUUGCUAUCUCAGAGUAAACUUGAUCUCCUGGAAGAACUUGUAUCGGAAGAGACACUUAAGAUUUUGAAGGAAAAAAUUUCAUUGCUUCCUGACAACCACAGGGAUGCCUUAGCAGCUGACAUAGAUGCGAUUAUGUACACAACAGAAGGAGAUGUUCGCAUUUACUAUGAUGAUGAUGGAAGAAAAUUUGUUAGUAUACUGAUGCGGUUUUGGUAUCUGAAUGGUGCUAACUUACCUGAUGAGGUACCAGGUGAAGCCAAAGUAUUCCAGAUUAUGUUUGGAGAUGAAAGUAUGAAAGAAAAGAAACAUCUUUUAACAGCAAACUACGAGUUUCAGAGAGAAUUUACAGAAGGAGCAAAACCAGACUGGACUAUUACACGGAUUGAACAUCCAAGGCUAUUAGAAUAAAUGUCUUCUGCAGUGUCUUUGUGUACCCUUAUAAAUGGUCUGACAUAAGACAUCAGGCAUUUUAUUGGUCUUUUUUUCCUUCCUCCUAUCUCACCCAAAACAGGGAUGGAUUUUGUAUAUUUGUUUCCCAGAAGUGUAUCUGAAAUUUAUACUAUGCUGAAACAUUACAAUAAAACUCUUUCCCUGGAA
Molecule: messenger RNA, 937 nt
Organism: Rhea pennata
Lineage: Eukaryota; Metazoa; Chordata; Aves; Rheiformes; Rheidae
Gene: MAIP1
Product: matrix AAA peptidase interacting protein 1
Exons: 5
Coding region: 11-748 (245 amino acids)
Biological process (GO): protein insertion into mitochondrial inner membrane from matrix
Cellular component (GO): mitochondrial inner membrane
Molecular function (GO): ribosome binding
Source: RefSeq, a predicted model, not a curated record